Messenger RNA from Cucurbita pepo subsp. pepo (vegetable marrow), 712 nucleotides. Its product is annotated as large ribosomal subunit protein eL14y. Gene Ontology annotation, cellular component: ribosome; cytosolic large ribosomal subunit. Lineage: Eukaryota; Viridiplantae; Streptophyta; Magnoliopsida; Cucurbitales; Cucurbitaceae. The record is from RefSeq and is a predicted model, not a curated record. Gene Ontology annotation, biological process: translation; ribosomal large subunit biogenesis. Gene Ontology annotation, molecular function: structural constituent of ribosome; RNA binding.
CAGUAGGACAGCAGCUUCUCCUUCCUUCCUCCAUCGGCGCCGCUGCUCUCCACAGUUGUAAACCUCCCACAAGCCGCAAGAAUGCCGUUCAAGAGGUACGUCGAGAUCGGGAGGGUUGCCCUCGUCAACUACGGUGAAGAUUACGGAAAGCUUGUUGUAAUCGUUGAUGUCAUUGACCAGAAUCGGGCUCUGGUUGAUGCCCCUGAUAUGGAGCGGUCUCAAAUGAAUUUUAAGAGACUUUCCCUGACAGAUAUCAAAAUUGAUAUUAAGAGGGUCCCUAAGAAGAAGGAGUUGAUUGAAGCAAUGAAAGCCGGGGAUGUUCAAAAGAAAUGGGAGGAUAGCUCUUGGGGAAGGAAAUUGAUUGUUAAGAAGAGAAGAGCCUCUCUCAACGACUUCGACAGGUUCAAGCUUAUGUUGGCGAAGAUUAAGAGGGCUGGAUUGGUUAGACAAGAGCUCUCCAAGUUGAAGAAGGCCGAGGCUUAGAGGUUCAUUUUUUCAACGGAUUCUCUCAUUUUGCUGUCAUCUUUCAUUUAAACUACUGUAGGUCUUCGUUUUUUUGUUCCAAACUUUUGGUAGCAGUCUGUGUUCAACUUCUCACAUUUAAAUUAUAGUACGCCAAUUUCUUAUUUGGAUUUCAAUUGUCACAGCUUUAUCACCCUCUAUUUAUAAGGUCCUUGUUUAAAUUGGCUUGAAUGAUAGUUCUGGUUUUUCA